GGGGCGCUGCCAGUCCGGGUUGUGCUGCAUUCGCUGCCUUAUAACAAAGUUGGCACAGGGGGGAUGAAGGGCGGGGCAGUGUGUGUCAUGCACCUGGGAAAGCCCUGCCGGUACCGGGCACUAAUGGGUCACAUGACUCGGGACAUGGGGUGCUAGCGGGGUUACCGGCCCCUGAUUUUGUUGAGUUGGCCCCCGCAGCAGCGACGUGAGCAGCCAGCGUGGCACUGAGUGUAAGGGAGAGAGGUGGCAGUGAGCGGCAGGAGGAGAUGGUAGUGAGUAUAAGCAGAAAUCUAUUCCGGUACCUGUGCACAGCACCUAGAGCCCCAAUGAAGUACAUACUGGUGACGGGAGGGGUCAUCUCUGGAGUGGGCAAAGGGAUCAUUGCAAGUAGCAUCGGUACCAUCCUGAAGUCCUGCGGCCUGCGAGUGACUGCUAUUAAGAUCGACCCCUAUAUUAAUAUUGAUGCUGGCACUUUCUCACCCUAUGAGCACGGGGAGGUAUUUGUGCUCAAUGAUGGCGGUGAAGUUGACUUGGAUUUGGGAAAUUAUGAGAGAUUUCUAGAUAUCAACCUUUACAAAGACAAUAACAUUACCACCGGGAAAAUUUACCAGCAGGUCAUAAACCGGGAACGGCGUGGGGAUUACUUGGGCAAAACUGUACAAGUGGUGCCACACAUUACAGAUGCCAUACAAGAGUGGGUGCUGAAUCAGGCAAAGGUUCCUGUUGACAGUGACCAGAAAGAGCCCCAGAUUUGUGUGAUUGAAUUAGGAGGCACAAUUGGAGACAUUGAAGGAAUGCCCUUUAUUGAGGCUUUCAGGCAGUUCCAGUUCAAGGCAAAGCGAGAGAACUUCUGCAACAUACACGUUAGUCUUGUGCCCCAGCCUAGUGCAACAGGGGAGCAGAAGACAAAGCCGACCCAGAACAGCGUCCGUGCCCUGCGAGGACUUGGGUUAUCUCCAGACUUGAUUGUCUGCAGAAGUGCCAAGCCAAUUGAGAUGGCCGUAAAACAGAAGAUUUCCAUGUUUUGCCACGUGGAGCCAGAACAGGUUAUUUUCGUCCACGAUGUAUCCUCAACUUACCGAGUCCCCAUUCUAUUACAAGAGCAAGGAAUAAUCAAGUAUUUUAAGCAAAGGCUGAGCAUUCCUAUAGACGAUCAACCAAGCACUCUUCUUUUCAAAUGGAAAAGAAUGGCUGACAGAUAUGAGAGACUGCUGAAGACGUGUUCCAUCGCUCUGGUCGGCAAGUACACGAAACUGAGUGAUUGCUAUACGUCAGUCUUCAAAGCACUCGAGCACUCUGCCCUGGCUAUUAAUCACAAGCUGAACUUGAUGUACAUAGAUUCUGCAGAUCUGGAGCCGUCCAUGAAAGCCGAAGACCCAGUGAAAUACCACAAAGCCUGGGAAGAGUUAUGCAAAGCAGAGGGAAUUUUAGUUCCCGGUGGGUUUGGACUGCGAGGAACAGAAGGUAAAAUUCAAGCAAUCACUUGGGCAAGAGAAAGAAAAAUCCCCUUUCUAGGAAUCUGCUUGGGGAUGCAAUUAGCUGUCGUUGAGUUUGCAAGAAAUAUUUUAAAAAUGACAGAUGCAAAUUCAACAGAAUUUGACCCAAAUACAAACAAUCCUGUGGUCAUUGACAUGCCGGAACAUCAUCCUGGUGACAUGGGAGGAACAAUGAGACUGGGGAGAAGAAAAACUGUGUUUAAAACAAGUGAUUCGGUCAUAAAGAAACUUUAUGAUAAUUACGAGUUUGUAGAAGAGCGACAUAGACACCGCUAUGAGGUGAAUCCAGAGCUGGUUCAUCAAUUUGAAGAAAAAGGUUUGAAGUUUGUCGGACAGGACAAUGAGGGACAGAGGAUGGAGAUUAUUGAGCUUGAAGGUCACCCAUACUUUGUUGGUGUUCAGUUCCAUCCAGAGUUCUGCUCUCGACCCAUGAAACCCUCUCCCCCUUACCUUGGCUUUAUGUUAGCUGCCUCUGGGAAGCUCAACUCCUAUGUACAGAACGGCUGUAAAUUAUCACCAAGAAAGAACAGCUACAGUGAACACAGCGACGAGAGCUCCUCUGAUAGUUAGCUGCAGGAACGAGCUGCCAUGAAAACAAGAUAUUCCUACCAUCAAAUCAAGAAGCAAUGUCCAUGAUUUGUCAUGUGGCCUAGGAUCAGUCAUUUGCAACUGGGUUUAUAGGCAUAUUGGAAUGGACUGAAUUAUCUGAAGAACCAAAACCAGUUGGUCACCUUGGAUUACCCAAGAAUUACUGGAGGACAUCAAAAAUAGAGCUGUAGAUGAAGCCACAUGUGAAAAGGGAUAGUUUGUAUCCUGCAGUUAUUCAGCCAUGAUGUGUGGUGUUUAUUUUUAAUAUUUUAUAAAUAAAAGAGUUAAGGCAGUAUGAGGUGGGAUGUCAGGACAAAACCACCCAGUAGUUUCAGGUGACAAUUCACCAGUGGGGAGAACCUAAAAAGAUGGAAAACUGUUACAUUUUAUCAUUUAAAAAGUCUUCAAAAUCCGGUCCCAGUAUAUCAGCACCGUGUAGUAUUUGUAUGUUGCGCACAGUCUAGGAAUUCUGAGUUGCGACGCCUACUUUCUCCGUAGAUAGACAAAAGCGACAAAAGUAUAGUAUUGCUAUUCAGUGCCACACAGCCCACAGUAGAACAACCCCCAGAUUGUGGGGUGCUCAGUGCCGGGGCGCUGUGUGUGUUUGGGGCACCACAUGUGAGAAACCAACUUGAUAAAGAACAGUAUGAAAGUCAUUGCUUUACAGACCAAGAACUCUCGCCCAGACUGACCCAUCGGGGACUGGACAAAACAUCAGGGAAAAUGUCUGUCUUCUUAGGUUUUUUUUUUAACAUUAUGAAUAACCAGUUUUAAAUGUAUCCUCCUCUCAGCCACAUUUGAGUCAAUUAAAGUGUCUGUGUUUUCA
Molecule: messenger RNA, 2910 nt
Organism: Xenopus tropicalis (tropical clawed frog)
Lineage: Eukaryota; Metazoa; Chordata; Amphibia; Anura; Pipidae
Gene: ctps2
Product: CTP synthase 2
Exons: 21
Coding region: 267-2066 (599 amino acids)
Biological process (GO): pyrimidine nucleotide biosynthetic process; 'de novo' CTP biosynthetic process; L-glutamine metabolic process
Cellular component (GO): cytosol; nucleus
Molecular function (GO): CTP synthase activity
Source: RefSeq, a predicted model, not a curated record